Molecule: messenger RNA, 1599 nt
Organism: Malus domestica (apple)
Lineage: Eukaryota; Viridiplantae; Streptophyta; Magnoliopsida; Rosales; Rosaceae
Cellular component (GO): membrane
Source: RefSeq, a predicted model, not a curated record
AAAGAAAAAGAAAAAAGGCCGAUGGCGGGCGAUGCCCGGGAAAAUUCCAACUGUCGAUCACGUCCAAGUCAGCGUGAGAGUUCAGCUCCCCCACUGGGCCCACUCCGGUCGUGCCACGUGUACGUUGGGACCAACUUGACCGUUUACGCGUCGCUUUCCAACGAACGAACGCACACUGCAUUAGACUUUAGCAUUCGGCAUUUCUUCUUAUUCUGCGUCCGGCCGAGAUUGGAGUUUCUUCGCCACGGAAGCCGCCAAAAUUUUCUAGGGUUUCUGGAGAUUUCGGGCGCAAGCGAAUGUCGUCGUCGGCGGAGACCAGUGACGGAGAGCACGAGGUGGAGCUGAUCGUGCACGACGCAUCACCAUCGGGGGAUGACGGUGGCGCGGCCGUCGCUGACGAGAUUGCCCCGCUCUUGACGCAGCCGGAGAAGGCCAAAAUCAAUAUUUUCACCCUCUCUUAUCCUCGAAAAACAUCUAAGGAUACAGUACGGAAAGCACUUGAAACGGAGACGUCCGCAGUAGCUCAAUUUGUUUUGUGGGUAUGGAGUGGAUCGAGAUACUCCGGUCUAAUGUGUAUGGCCAUCUCAUCUACCAUCUACUUUGUCAUGGAAGUUUUUGCAGAUGUUUUUUCUGUUCAGUCCAUUCCUUUGCUUGAGGCUGCAUUUACAAGGUGUACGAUUAUCUUGGUAUUGUCAUUUGUGUGGCUGAGAAAGUGUGGACAGCCAAUAUCUGGGCUGGCAAAUGUAAAAAAUCUUUUGAUUUCCAGAGCCCUUACUGGAUAUCUCUCACUGAUGUGUUUCAUUUAUUGCAUUCAAAGGCUACCUUUGUCUCAGGCUAUUGUAUUGAGCUUCACAACUCCAAUAAUGGCUUCGGUUGUGGCAAGAAUCAUUCUACAUGAGAAGUAUAAAAUUUCAGACGUUGGAGGUAUUGCAUGCAGUUUCUUUGGUGUGCUCUUCAUUUAUCGACAAAUGCUGACCGCACAAGAUAAAAAUGGAGGAGAGAAUACAAGUGUAAGGGGAAGCAGCUAUAUCUUUGCAGUCUUGGCCGGUUUACUUUCAUCCAUAACUGGUGGAAUCAGCUACUGCCUUACAAAGGCUGGAUCAAAGGCAUCUGAUCAGCCACUGUUGACAGUCUUUUCAUUUGGUUUACUCGCGAGUCCUGCUUCAGCAGCAAUUUGUUUGUUUACCCUUGAGGAUUUUGUUUUCCCAGAUUUGCAUUCCUUUUCAGUUAUGAUUCUACUUGGUGUUCUGGCCUUUUUUGCAGAGGUAUUCUUGGCACGCGGAUUGCAGCUUGAGAAAACCGGCAAAGUUGCAAAUGUUAUAUACAUGGAGGCUGCCCUGUCACAGUUAUGGGGCAUUGGUUCAUCAAGGAUAGCUCCAUCCUUUGGUCGAAUUAUCGGAUGUCUGCUUAUUUUCAUUUCUGUCAGUUGCACCAUGUAUUUUGGACCCGAUAAAGAUACGGAAUGACGGGUCUUCCUAUUCAUUCUUAAACUGUAUGCCUGACACCCAUUUGUUCGCUUAAAUAGUUGAGCACAAGUUAGCAAAAGCAAAUAUCUUCAUUUGCAACUGGUUGACAUAAUUAAGUCACGUCAAUAUUUUA